This is a messenger RNA of Phaeoacremonium minimum UCRPA7, 3513 nucleotides long. RefSeq names its product putative checkpoint serine threonine-protein kinase bub1 protein. The transcript is spliced from 3 exons. The coding region runs from base 1 to 3513 and encodes 1170 amino acids. Gene Ontology annotation, biological process: meiotic sister chromatid cohesion, centromeric; protein phosphorylation; mitotic spindle assembly checkpoint signaling. The record is from RefSeq and is a predicted model, not a curated record. Lineage: Eukaryota; Fungi; Ascomycota; Sordariomycetes; Togniniales; Togniniaceae. Gene Ontology annotation, molecular function: protein kinase activity; ATP binding.
AUGCCGGCGUCCGAAGACCUGAUCAACUUCGACGUGAUCGAAGGGCAGAAAGAAAACAUUCAGGCGCUGCCGAGCGGUCGGUCAGCCAAAAAGCUCGCCGAGCUGUUCUCGGCAUCACCGCUACACAAGAUGUCAACACCAACUCCGUCAGACACAAAGAACGUCAACGAGUGCAUCCGCGCAGAAUAUGAGGCCGAGCUCGCAAACAUCUCCGAGUCGGAUGACCCCUUGGAUGUGUUCGACAGAUACGUGCGUUGGACACUCGACGCAUACCCGUCAGCGCAAGCAACACCCCAGUCACAAUUACACACACUGCUAGAGCGCGCGACCAAGGCGUUUGUCAGCUCGGCACAAUACAAGAAUGACCCGCGAUACUUAAAGCUGUGGAUGCACUACAUUCACUUCUUCUCAGACGCGCCUCGCGAGACGUUCAUGUACCUGUCCCGGCACAACAUCGGCGAAGGUCUUGCUCUAUUCUACGAAGAGUACGCAGAGUGGCUCGAGGGAGCUGGACGGUGGGCACAGGCUGAGGAGGUCUACAAGCUCGGCAUGGAGCGCGAGGCUCGUCCUGCUCAGAGACUUGUUCGCAAGUUCGGCGAGUUCGAGCAACGACGCGCUCAGCAGCCAGAGGCGGACUCAGAUGCGCCAUCGUCUCCUGCCCUCCCCACAGUCCGACCGGCCCUGGCUGCGAAAAUUGACCCCUUUGCGGCAGCGGCUGCCGCACGGGAUCCGCAGGCCCCGAGGCCCAACCACGGCGUUGGCGGACCGGCCGCGAAGCCCGGCAAGUCCAAGCUCCAGAUCUUCUCAGACGCAGAUACCGCACCGCCGGCGAUGUCGUCCACAGGAUCCGGAUCGAAGGGAUGGGACACCAUCGGAUCACUGGCAGACAGGAAGAAGGAAAACGUGAUGGAACCAAAGCCGUGGGCGGGAGAGACGCUUCAGGCUGGUGGCAAGAAGAGCAGCGCUCCGAAGAUGUCGAUUUUCAGGGAUCCGUACCAGGUGACUGUAAAUCCUGCAAACGGUAAGAAGGAGCGCGUGUUUGUGGAUCUCCAAGCCGUCUAUCCUAGCCCGGAGGAACCAGGCACGGAGCUCAGCUUCGAGGAGAUCUGGGCGGCAAAUCGUGGAUGGCUGGAUUGCACAUGGGAAGACGAUGUGCCCGAUGAGCUGCCUGCCAUUAAGGAGAUUAAGCCAUCGGAGGUUGAUAUUCUCACUGAAGCCGUGUCUCAAAAGCUAGUUGUCCAUCAUGACGUGGUAAUGUUAGAUGAGAAUGGGCGUAUUCAGAACUACCAGAAAGACGGCCGGAGCAAGAAAAAGAAGGUGAUGGAGGUCAAUGAGACACAAAUUAUCAAGGCAAAACUGGACUCUCCGUCUGGCCGUAAGAUUCGCAAGAAGCACUCGUCAGAGCCAACCAUGACGAUACAUACCAAGGCGGCAACUGAUGACAUCUAUGAUAUCUUCAAUGCUCCGCUGAAACCAGUUACUCAAGAAGAGGAAGAGAGUGCCAGUGAUGAUGACUACGAGACGGAUGGUGACUACACUAGUGGUGCUGAGAGCACGGGGACGACCAGGCAGAUCACCACAAGUGAAGUUGGAGACGAUGAGCCAGAAGAGGUUGGCGAUGAAGAGACUUCAGACGUCAAGAGUGUGAGCGAGUGGUCUGACUUCUCAACUCGUAAGCAUGUCCCAGACCUUGGAGGCGAUGAAGACCAGAACGAUACGCAAGUCUCAGAUCUCAUCGACACAAGGGAUCCAGUUCCUUCUAGCCCGCUCUUGGACGGGUCAGGGGAUGAGGAUUUGCGCGAAGACGAAGCCGAAGAAGUCCAGACGCCAGUGGAAGACGAGUUGCCUGCUAGAACGCGGACGACUUUCAUCCCAAUUCCACCCGAAGAUUAUGAGCCUCCAACGAGACCAUGGCGAGACCCUAUUGAGGCGGCUAACAAUCGCCUUCCUUUUAUGACUCCUAUUACGGAGCGGACAGAGUCAUCUCUCGACGUCGACCCACCGAGUGAUGAGAACUAUCUGGCGGCCAAGACUCCUAGUAGGAGAGAUGCAAUGAGUGCACCUGUUGAUGAGGAUAUCGAUCUGGAGCCGCUCAGCAGUCCGCUUCGAGAAAUUAUCAACGACGCCUCACCGAAAAAAAAAAUUUCCCAGCCUUUCUUACAGAAAGCUAAGCCACCAGCUGCUAAAACGGGCGCUACAAAAGCCAUGCUUCCAAAGGGGCCAAUCGUCAAGGAUGCCCAGUGCAAUCCCGUGGACGAUGUUGUUCGUGAAGAGAUCCUGGCCAAUAUGCAACCACCACUGAGCUCAUAUUCAGGAUUCUACGACAACCGAAAGGAGAAGUACGAGAAAGGAGGUGAGAUUCGAAAAUAUGUGAAGUCAGCUUCCAAGAGCGGCCGAGCCAGCACGGACCGAACUUGCAAUAUGGGUUUCCCUGUCGUCGUACAGUUUCCAGAUACGAGGGCGCAAUACACAAUUAGGAAGGAACUCGGAGCUGGCGCAUUUGCUCCAGUGUAUCUUGUCGAGAACUCCUCUCCUGAUGGUACCCAAGAAGACGACGAAGCGCCAGUAGCAAUGGGCAAAGGUGCCUUUGCUGUGGGUCACAACCAGCGCAGCUCCCUCGAGGCUCUCAAGAUGGAGAUGCCGCCGUCCCCUUGGGAAUUCCACAUGAUUCGACUCUCCCACACCCGGCUGGGGUCUCAUCACCGUGCAACCUCAUCGAUCACCACCGCUCUCGAGAUGCACCUUUAUCAAGACGAGGGGUUCCUGUUCCUACCAUAUCACCCACAUGGUAGUCUUCUCGACGUGGUCAACCUCUUCCGUGCCGAGCCGUCCGGUGUUAUGGAUGAAGCCUUGGCCAUGUUCUUCACCAUCGAGCUGUUCCGCACCGUGGAGGCUCUGCACGCCAAGCAGAUCAUGCACGGCGAUCUCAAGGCAGACAACUGCCUCCUUCGGCUGGACCCAUUCUCGGACCACGACGUACUGAGUAGUCAAUGGCACGCAGACGGACGUGGAGGUUGGUCGACCAGGGGCGUGACGUUGAUCGAUUUCGGACGCGGCAUCGAUAUGCGCGCCUUCACCCCUGACGUCCAAUUCAUUGCAGAUUGGAAGACCAGCGCCCAGGAUUGUGCGGAGAUGCGCGAGGGCCGACCUUGGACGUGGCAGAUCGAUUACCACGGCCUAGCCGGCACCGUGCACUGUCUGCUCUUCGGAAAAUACAUCGAGACUGUCCGGUGCGAUGCCGGUGGUCUCGGAACACAGGCUGGACGCAAGUACAAGAUCCGUGAGAGCUUGAAGCGAUACUGGCAGACGGACAUUUGGUCCGAGUGCUUUGAGGUCUUGCUGAAUCCCAGCUCAUUUGUCGAAAACGAGGACGGCGCAAAGAUGCCUGUGCUCCGCUCAAUGAAGAAGGUGCGGGAGAGCAUGGAGACAUGGCUGGAGGCGAACUGCGAAAGGGGUGUUGGCCUGAAGUCUCUUAUUGCGAAGGUGGAGGCUUCUGCAAGGGGCAAGAAAUGA